CCCGGAAGCGAUGGCUCCUUGGGCGGGAGCCAUGAUACCUGGCAGGAUUUUCUCAGCAAGCCCUCACACCUUGUUGGAGGGCAUGGUACUAUGGAGUCCUUCCAUAAGGGCUGGCCUCAAGCCCAGCCAGCUCCUUCCACAGCAGGCUCCAUCCAGGCCUCUCUCAGUGGGCUACAUGAACUGCGCCAAGCAUCAGGAGCUCCCUGGAAAGAAGCCACUUUCGGAGAAAAAACUGAAAAGGCACUUUGUGGACCGUCGGAGAGUGCUGGUCCGUGCAGGAAAUGGAGGCUCCGGAGCCAGCUGCUUCCACAGCGAGCCCCGCAAAGAGUUCGGAGGCCCUGACGGUGGGGAUGGCGGCAGUGGUGGCCACGUCAUCUUGAGAGUUGACCAGCAAGUCAGGUCCCUGUCCUCGGUCCUGUCCCUGUAUCAGGGUUUCCAUGGAGAAGAUGGCGGCAGGAAAAACUGCUCUGGAAGAGGUGGCGCCACCCUCUACAUCCGGGUUCCUGUGGGCACUUUGGUGAAGGAGGGAAGUGAGACCGUAGCUGAACUGUCCCACCCAGGCGAUGAGUACAUUGCUGCGCUUGGAGGAGCAGGAGGAAAAGGCAACCGCUUCUUCCUGGCCAACGACAACCGUGCCCCUGCAAUGUACACCCCUGGAGAGCCAGGCCAGGAGCGUGUUCUCCUCCUGGAGCUCAAGACUGUGGCCCAUGCUGGCCUGGUUGGAUUCCCCAAUGCUGGCAAAUCCUCACUUCUCCGAGCCAUUUCGAAUGCAAAACCCACUGUGGCUUCCUACCCAUUUACCACCUUGAACCCCCACAUAGGAAUUGUUCACUAUGCUGACCACUUGUCUCCUGCAGUGGCAGACAUCCCAGGCAUCGUCCGAGGCGCCCACCAGAACAGGGGCUUGGGCCUCAGCUUCCUCAGGCACAUCGAGCGCUGCCUCUUUCUCUUGUUUGUGGUGGACCUUUCCCUGCCAGAGCCGUGGGCUCAGGUUGAGGAUUUGAAAUACGAACUAGAGAAGCACAAAGAAGGCCUUUCCCAGAGACCCCAUGAGAUCAUUGCAAAUAAAAUGGAUCUUCCGCAGGCCCGGGCCAACCUGCCCCAGUUACAGGCCCACCUAGGGCAGGAGGUCAUUGCCCUGUCGGCACUGACUGGGGAGAACCUUGAGCAGCUACUGCUGCGUGUGAAGGUGCUGCACGACGCCUGUGUGGAGGCAGAGCGGGGGCAGGGCCGCCAGCCUCUUAGGUGGUAGUGUGUGCUGUGGUCCCGGGCCCCAGGGCCAGAGGCUGGCACAGAGGUGAGUGAGCAUUUGCAGAGACACAGCGACCUGACUGAGACAUGGGUGGCUUUAAAUGCCCAAGAGAAAGUGCUUGUAAAUAUUUGAGAGUGGUUGUGUUUCUGCCUUCCUGCCAACUUGCGUCUCCCCCGCUAAGGCCCUCCGCCCUCUGGCCUAGGAUUCCCUCAGGUGGCAGAACAUUCCAUGCCACCUGAUGCCCGGCCUGCUCCCCAGUGCUUUGCA
Messenger RNA from Castor canadensis (American beaver), 1519 nucleotides. NCBI's taxonomy places the organism in Eukaryota, Metazoa, Chordata, Mammalia, Rodentia, Castoridae. The record is from RefSeq and is a predicted model, not a curated record.